This is a messenger RNA of Schizophyllum commune H4-8, 1090 nucleotides long. RefSeq lists its product as uncharacterized. Bases 239 to 1000 code for a protein of 253 amino acids. The transcript has 7 exons. Lineage: Eukaryota; Fungi; Basidiomycota; Agaricomycetes; Agaricales; Schizophyllaceae. The record is from RefSeq and is a predicted model, not a curated record.
UUGAGCGCAGAGAGCAGGUGCGACGCAGGGUAUAGGACCUUCAUCGACGCUGACAGCGUCGCGGACGGUGGCGACGACGGCGAGCGUUCUGGCCGGAAUCGGCAAGCAAUCUGCCUUUCUGGGUGUUGAUCGCCGGUACCGGCUCGGGAGCCGCUCAAGGAGCGGAAGUAGUUCCCCCAGGUUGCCCUCCGCUCCCAGGACCUUGGAGGCGCCAGCUCACAUCCUCAGAGAUGCGAAUAUGAGCGUCCUCAUUAUGAAUCUCUGUCUGGUACUUGCUGUCCUUGCGGCGCGGCUUGUCGACGCGUCGGACUGGAUAGACUAUCCAAAUAAUGGGGAGGCAACCAUGACCCAUUACGACCUGCCAAAGGAUUACAUCGCGUCCUGCGGAUGUGUGGGGGGAAGCACCAAGUACCCUACUGCGGCACUGUCGCAAAUGGCUUAUGGCAGUAGUGCUGCGUAUGGACCCGCUUGUGGCCGCUGCUUCAACCUAACCCUACUCAACACAUACGCCUCGAACCCCCCAUUCUUUCCCGACGAAACCAAAUCUAUUGUUAUCAAGAUCACCGACAAAUGCCCUCUCACCAAGGAUGGAUGGUGCUCCGGUACCAACGACAAAACUAAUCAUGGCGGUCAUCAACUCAACUUCGACCUGGCAUACCCGUCUGACGCUAUACCCGACGACUUCUUUCCUUCGAAUGCCUCUUAUUACGGAUUUACUGACUUUGGCGUAUGGAACAUAACUUAUGAGGUUGUUACUUGCGAAGGUAACUGGGCGGGCUUCGAUGAUACCUCAGCCCUCGGCGCGGUCGACUAUCUUGGCCCCGAGAGCGCGUGUUGCCCUGUAGAACCCACCGGCAAUUCCAACGAUACUUGUCCGUCUUACUCAGACCACAACGGUAUUGCGCCCGAUGCCACGGUACCGGGAUCCGCAUGGACAAAUAACGUCUCGAUGCCUCUCGCUCUUGUACUCUUCGGGUUUGUUGUUGUACUUACUCACUAGACCAAAUACACUCUAGAUUGUACGCGGAUCCUGCCGCUUUGACGCCAUCUUAGUGAAAGACUGAGAUGCUCUCUUCGUCGAUACUCGGUC